GUCAUCUAUGUGAUGCGGAACCUGAAGGACAACAUCGUCUCGUAUUAUCACUUUAGCAAAGUUUGUGGCUAUAUGAAGACCCCCAAGAGCUUCGAGGAGUACUUGGAAGAAUACCUGAUGGGAAACGUUGGAGCAGCAUCCUGGUUUGACCACAUCAGGGUGUGGCACUCAAACAAAGACAACUACAACAUCCUCUUCCUCACCUACGAGGACAUGGUUAUGGACCUGAAGGGAGCAGUAAAGAAGAUCUGCAGCUUCUUAGGGAAGAACCUGAGUGAAGCCGCCAUCGAGCAGGUUGUGGAAAAAUCUACAUUUAAGACCAUGAAGAAAGACCCAAAGGCCAACUACGAGUUUCUGUCAAAGGAGAGGCUCAAUGGACAAUUCAUGCGUAAAGAGUUCUGA
This is a messenger RNA of Stegastes partitus (bicolor damselfish), 402 nucleotides long. RefSeq names its product amine sulfotransferase-like. The transcript has 4 exons. Lineage: Eukaryota; Metazoa; Chordata; Actinopteri; Pomacentridae. Gene Ontology annotation, molecular function: sulfotransferase activity. The annotation marks the transcript as partial. The record is from RefSeq and is a predicted model, not a curated record.